UAUUUACAAGACAAGCUAGUUAUGGCUACAGAGAUUGAGCAACCAGCUUCUGCUCAUGUGGGGCUAUCAAAAGUUGCAGUUUCUGACACUCAUGGGGAAGACUCCCCGUAUUUUGCCGGCUGGAAAGCAUACGAUGAAAACCCUUAUGAUGAACUUAGUAAUCCAUCGGGUGUCAUACAGAUGGGGCUGGCAGAAAAUCAAGUUUCAUUUGACUUGUUGGAAGAGUACCUAGAAAAGCAUGCAGAAGCCUCUAGCUGGGGAAAAGGUGUCUCUGGCUUUAGAGAGAAUGCUUUGUUUCAAGAUUACCAUGGACUUCAAUCAUUCAGAAAGGCAAUGGCAAGUUUUAUGGAACAAAUAAGAGGGGGGAGUGCAAAAUUCGACCCUGAAAGAGUAGUCCUGACUGCAGGUGCGACCGCUGCUAAUGAGCUGUUGACCUUCAUUCUGGCAGAUCCUGGAGAUGCUUUGCUUGUUCCAACCCCAUACUAUCCAGGAUUAGAUAGAGAUUUAAGGUGGAGGACGGGUGUAAAAAUUGUACCAAUUCACUGCCACAGCUCAAACAAUUUUCAGAUCACUCCACAGGCUUUAGAAGCUGCAUAUAAUGAUGCAGAAGCCAUGAACAUCAAAGUGAGAGGGGUGCUAAUCACAAACCCUUCAAACCCAUUAGGAGCAACAAUCCAACGGUCAACUCUUGAGGAGAUUCUUGACUUUGUCACUCGCAAGAACAUCCAUCUUGUCUCUGAUGAAAUCUACUCAGGAUCCGUUUUCUCAUCGUCUGAAUUCAUAAGCGUUGCUGAAGUCCUUGAAGCCCGUCAAUACAAGGAUUCAGAGAGAGUACACAUUGUUUAUAGUCUUUCCAAAGACCUCGGCCUUCCAGGUUUUAGAGUUGGGACAAUAUAUUCCUACAACGACAAGGUUGUGGCUACAGCUAGGAGGAUGUCGAGCUUCACCUUAAUUUCUUCCCAAACACAACAUCUCCUGGCCUCCAUGUUGUCUGACAAGAAGUUCACAGAGAAUUACAUAAAGACAAACCGAGAGAGACUAAGGAAGAGGUAUGAAAUGAUCAUUGAAGGCCUAAGGAGCUCUGGGAUUGAGUGUUUGAAAGGAAAUGCAGGGUUGUUUUGCUGGAUGAAUCUAAGCCCAUUGUUGCAAAACCAAACAAGAGAAGGUGAAUUGGCUCUUUGGAACCCUAUGCUGCAUGAAGUGAAACUAAAUAUAUCUCCAGGAUCUUCUUGCCAUUGUUCUGAACCAGGUUGGUUCAGGGUGUGUUUUGCCAACAUGAGCGAGCAAGCACUACAGGUUGCACUGAAAAGAAUUCACAAUUUCAUGGAACAAAUUAGAGAAAGAGAUGGAAAUCUAGUAAUCUCUUCUCAGUGAUCUUCACUUUUUUUUAAAAAAAAAAAAUGGUUCUACCCAUUUUGAU
Juglans regia (Persian walnut) is the source of this 1420-nucleotide messenger RNA. RefSeq names its product 1-aminocyclopropane-1-carboxylate synthase 7-like. The coding region runs from base 22 to 1374 and encodes 450 amino acids. Gene Ontology annotation, biological process: biosynthetic process; amino acid metabolic process. Gene Ontology annotation, molecular function: pyridoxal phosphate binding; transaminase activity. The record is from RefSeq and is a predicted model, not a curated record. The transcript is spliced from 3 exons. NCBI's taxonomy places the organism in Eukaryota, Viridiplantae, Streptophyta, Magnoliopsida, Fagales, Juglandaceae.